Messenger RNA from Trypanosoma brucei brucei TREU927, 708 nucleotides. RefSeq lists its product as hypothetical. The transcript has a single exon. The coding region runs from base 1 to 708 and encodes 235 amino acids. Lineage: Eukaryota; Euglenozoa; Kinetoplastea; Trypanosomatida; Trypanosomatidae. The record is from RefSeq and is a predicted model, not a curated record.
AUGAAUCUAGCGAAGAAAAUCAUCGUGUGCCUUUUCAUUGCCAUUCUGUGCAAUGUGGGGGGCGUGCGUGGUUUUUCUCUGGUUGAAAAAAAAGGGGGAUACUGUACAAAGUUGAAGGCAACAGUUGAGGAAUUGGGGAAGCGGUUUACUGACACCUGGAAUGUUUUUGAGGAUGCACUUCAUAAGGUGGAGAAUGUUAAAGAAAAUUGCGAAAGGUUUGUUAAGUUAAGUGAAGAGAAGGAAGUGAGUGAUGCUGCUAACUCGGAUAAAAUGAAAUUAGUGAAUGAGUACUACAACGCUAUUAUGUAUAAUGAACGGCAGAUAUCCGAUUACGAAAAAAAAAUUCACGAUUUAUUAAUCGGUUUGGGAAAGCACUGCGGCUUCUGGUUGUCUUUCACUCCCGUAUCCUCGUUUCUGCGUGAUAUCACAAAACGCCACCUUGAGGAGGCUUCAGAAUUGAUAUCGAAGGUGGAAUCACUCAGUGAAAAUGCGAAAUCUUAUGCUUCUCACGCUUCAGGGGAGUGGUGCUCCGCGCCAGCUACAGAUACGCAGGAGGAAGUCACAAGAAGUGAAGCGGAGCCGCAAAGUGGCGGUGACUCACUACAAGACACCACUCCAACUGUCGGAACUCGUGAGCUCGAUAGGGCCACGUCCACUACCUCGUCCGAGACCCGUGAGGAACAUGCGGGCACAGAAUCUGCUAAUUGA